Molecule: messenger RNA, 876 nt
Organism: Culicoides brevitarsis
Lineage: Eukaryota; Metazoa; Arthropoda; Insecta; Diptera; Ceratopogonidae
Gene: flip
Product: fibronectin type 3 and ankyrin repeat domains protein 1
Exons: 1
Coding region: 1-876 (291 amino acids)
Molecular function (GO): protein binding
Source: RefSeq, a predicted model, not a curated record
AUGUCUUUUAAACUCGAAAUUGCUGAAAAAGGCACAACUUUCAUCACACUUCAAUGGAAUUAUCCGUUCCCACAUUCAGAUGUCUUCAAAGUCGAACAACGUUACGGAACGAAUGAUUGGCAGCGCAAAUAUUGGGGAACAAAAUCUUUCGCAAAAAUCACAGAACUCGAGCAAAAUUUGUGUUUCACGUUUCGCGUUGUCGUCCUUCAACGUGCCAAAGAUUGUUACGAACCAAUUGACUUUUCGGAAGAGAUUCAGGUAACAACGCUCUCUGACAUGUCUCUCACGAACUUUCAUCGCGCCGUGCAAAAACAUCAAUCCUACAUCCUCAAAAAUGGGAUUCAAACGAAACCACAAUACAUCAACGCCAUCGGAAAAGGAGGCGCGAGCGCUGUAGCUGUUGGCGUCAUCAACAAUAAUGACGACGCAGUGAGACUUUUGCUGGAAAAUGGCGCGCAAGUCAAUCAACAAGUUCAGGGGAUCGAAAGAUCGCCAUUGAUGCUCGCUGUUUCGCGGGAUAACCUGAAGAUGGCGCGCGCUUUGAUGGAAAAACGACCAAAUGUGAAUUUGCAGGAUAAAAGCGGGAUGUCGGCGGCUCAUUUUGCGGUAGAUAACAAUUCGCAGGAUUUGUUGAAGUUUUGUUUGGAUUUGGGAGCGAAUGUUGAACUGAGAGACGUUUGUGGAUGGACCGUUUUAUUGAGAGCAGUUGUGAUGCAAUGUGAUGCUGAAAUUAUUUUGAUGUUGUUGGAAAGAGGAGCAGAUCCAACAGUUGUCGAUAAAAAUGGGCUAACUUGUUUGGAUCACGCGAAAUUGCUGAAAAGGGAGGAUUUGGUUGAGAUUUUGAUGAAUCAUCAAGUUAUUAUUAAAGUGCAGUAA